Messenger RNA from Trichomycterus rosablanca, 3408 nucleotides. RefSeq names its product transmembrane channel-like protein 3. The record is from RefSeq and is a predicted model, not a curated record. Gene Ontology annotation, molecular function: mechanosensitive monoatomic ion channel activity. Gene Ontology annotation, cellular component: plasma membrane. NCBI's taxonomy places the organism in Eukaryota, Metazoa, Chordata, Actinopteri, Siluriformes, Trichomycteridae. The coding region runs from base 1 to 3408 and encodes 1135 amino acids. The transcript is spliced from 23 exons.
AUGAGUGUGAUGAGAGACUCUGGAUCACUGAGCCGGCCGCUCACCGCCUCCAAACGCCACAAGAGUGUGAGGAAGAGCUCCAGGAACAUCUACACACCCUACCAGCACAAUGCUGGCUCCUCAGACGAUGAAGAUAAGGACGUGGAGCGGGUGGACAGUAACGACCCAGAGGAAAUGUUCCAGAACAUUCAGUACCAGAAAGAAAUCAUCGCCAACAUCCGGUCGCGACCCUGGCCCAUGAGACGCAAGCUCAAGGUCCUCAGACAGGCCAGGGAGAUCGUACUGAAGUAUGAAGGAAGGCUAACCAGGACCAGAGGAUACCAGGCAGCCGGGGCAGAGCUGCUGAAAAAGUUGUCAAGAGUUCUCUACAACAUCCUGGUUUUGUUUAUCCCAUGGGAAGUGAGGAUUAAAAAGAUUGAAAGUCACUUUGGAUCUGGUGUCGCGUCCUAUUUUAUUUUCCUGCGGUGGCUGUUCGGGAUCAACAUCGUCCUCACCAUCUUGACCGGAGCCUUCAUCGUCCUGCCUGAGCUCCUCGCCGGCGCUCCGUUCGGAACCACGCGCAGCAAAACCAUCCCCAAAGAUCUGCUGCCCUCCGCCCAGGACCUGGACACCAUCUGGUCACUCGGGGGGUACCUGCAGUAUUCCGUGCUCUUCUACGGCUAUUAUGGAAACGUCCGUAAGAUCGGGCGCGCCGGGUACCGCCUCCCUCUGGCGUACUUCCUCGUGGGCAUGGCGGUGUUCGCCUACAGCUUCAUCACGCUGCUGAGAAAGAUGGCGAAGAACUCCCGUCUGAGUUUGUCCAGCGCGUCCAGUGAGAACUACACCUUCUGCUGGAGGAUCUUCUGCGCCUGGGAUUAUCUGAUCGGCAACCCAGAGGCGGCCGAGAGCAAAGCGGCGGCUAUAGUCAACAACGUCAGGGAGGCCAUCGUGGAGGAGCAGGAGAAGAAGAAGGAGACCAGCCUAGCCGUUCUGAUCAGUCUGAGGAUCCUGGCGAACAUCCUGGUUCUUCUCUCUCUGGCCGGCAGCAUCUACAUCAUCUACUUCGUGGUGGAUCGUUCUCAGAAGCUGGAGCAGCAGAAAGCCGAGCUGACGUUGUGGGAGAAGAACGAGGUGAGCGUGGUGGUCUCCCUCAUCACCAUGAUCGCCCCCUCGGCGUUCGAGCUGGUGGCACAGCUGGAGAUGUACCACCCCCGUACCAGCCUCCGCUUCCAGCUCGGCAGGGUGCUGGUGUUGUACCUGGGAAACCUCUACAGCCUGAUCAUCGCCCUGCUGGAUAAAGUCAACAGCAUGAGCUCCGAGGUUCCUGGGAACUGGACCGACUCCACAUCCUACCUGGCCACCAUCUCCCAACCCGCCGAGACCAACCUGUCUACCAUCGUCCCGGAGAUCACCGAGGGACGGAACAGCACCGUCGUCAUGGAACUGAACCGCACCGUCACCACCACCAUGAGCAUCAGGAGCGGCGUCUCGGCAGGGCCGCUGGUGAUCAACCAGUCUGUCCUGUAUGAAUAUAACAGCAGGAGCAAGCAGAACCAGUGCUGGGAGACCUACGUCGGACAGGAAAUGCUGAAGCUCUCCAUCAUCGACAUGAUCUUCACGGUGGCGAGCAUCCUGCUGAUCGAUUUCAUCCGAGGGCUGGUGGUUCGAUACCUGAGCGACUGCUGCUGCUGGGACCUGGAGAGCAAGUUCCCUGAAUACGGUGAAUUCAAGAUCGCCGAGAACGUUCUGCACCUCAUCUACAACCAGGGAAUGAUCUGGAUGGGGGCGUUCUUCUCACCCUGCCUACCCGCCUUCAACGUGAUGAAGCUGAUUGGGCUGAUGUACCUGCGGAGCUGGGCGGUGCUCACCUGUAACGUCCCUCAUCAGCAGGUCUUCAGGGCCUCCAGAUCGAAUAAUUUCUACCUGGCCAUGCUGCUCUUCAUGCUCUUCCUCUGCAUGCUGCCCACCAUCUUCGCCAUCGUGCGGUACCGCCCGUCUCAGCACUGCGGACCUUUUAGCGGUCAGGAGAAGAUCUACGACAUCAUCUCAGAGACGAUCGAGAACGACUUCCCCGCCUGGUUCAGCAGGGUGAUGGGUUACGUCACCAGUCCUGUGGUGGUGCUGCCGGCCCUCCUGCUCCUCUUCAUGCUGAUCUACUACCUGCAGUCCAUCGCCAGGUCCCUCAAGUUCACCAACAACAUGCUGAGGAUGCAGCUGCAGACCGAACGAACAGAUGACAAAAAGAAAGUCUUUCAGCUGGCUGCAGUCCAUUUAUUUCCACUUGCAGCCACCAGGGGGCUCCAGCCACCGGAGGGCGGCGAUCCCAAACCCGCACAGGAGAGUGACAUCACAAGCAUGGAGUCCCCGGCCCGCUCUACGUCUCCGCCGCGCCGCAACGGCAUCGUCACUAACUUCGUGUCCCCCGGUCACCGUGGCAACAGCAUCCGCACCAUCGCCCAGUCGGCCCCUCGGCCCGAGGACAGGAGCCCCUCCGUCCUCGUCAGACCCAAACCCGCCAGUGCUUACAGGUUAUACGGCAGUCCGGUCGUACCGCAGAGGGAGAGUCGCAGGGCGGAGUACAUCCCAGUCAGACAUCCAGCUUAUUCAACCCGCUCCAAGUCCUACAACCACAUGGCCUACAACCCUGGUCCGUCGGUCCGCUUCUCUGAGAGCAUCCACUCGGAGCCAGUGUUCAGAAAAGGUCUCAGACCGGUGCAUCCUGACCCUGGCAUCAUCACUGCCCAGAGCUACGUGGGUCGACGGGCACACACUACCCGCUACGUCAUCCUGAACGAGCACGAACGUCGCAAGAAGCAGAUGCGCUCCACCUCGCGCGUACCCAGACACUACCGCCUGAUCGACGAGCCGACCGAGAUCGUAGAGCUCUACCCGCGCAGCGUGAAGUGCUACAUUCCACGUACCCAACAGCCCCACCUGAGCGAAGAGGAGGAGGAAGAGGAGGCCAACGAGGGAGGGAGGAGAGGGUCUUUGGGGCACUCGCACCGCCCGAGGUCGCUCUCCGAUCUCCAUCAGCCAGCGCGCUUUUACAUCGGUGACACUGUCGAUAGCCGCCUGGCGAGAAGGAUCUACAACGAGGGAGAUGAGGAUUACAGAGCCUGGGAGGAGGCAGGGUCUCACAGCCGUUCCAGAACGAACCUCAAGGCCACGGAGUCUCCACAAAGGCACGGAGAACCUCAGGUCAAGCCUAAGAGCAAGCGUAAAGGGGAACCGUCGCUGACCGAAUCCGAUUCAGCGUCACUGGAGUCCAGCAGCGACCAGCAGAACAGCAGCACCGAUCAGUACAUCCAGGUUAUUCAUAACAAAGAGAAAUACCUGAAACCCAGCACCAAAGCCGGCAAAAAGAAGUCCAAAACCAACGUGGAACUAAACGCUCCUGCAGCAAAAGAUCUGGUGUGCUCAAAAGUUUGA